AUGUCGAUGGAUAUAACUUUCCUCGGCACAGGCUCAGCGUAUCCCUCCCCAACAAGAGGGGCGUCAGCGUUAGUGCUUCGCAGGGAAGGAGAGUGCUGGCUCUUUGACUGCGGAGAGGGAACGCAGACACAGUUCAUGAAGAGCCAUCUCAAAGCAGGCAGGAUCACCAAGAUUUUCAUAACUCAUCUUCACGGUGACCACUUUUUUGGACUUCCUGGCUUGCUGUGUACACUCAGCCUCCAAAGUAGCCCUGACCCAAACAGACGCCCCGUUGAUAUUUAUGGACCGUUAGGACUGCGACACUUCAUAUUACCUACUCAGGACCAGUGCCCUGCGGAAGAAUUUAAGGAGUUUUCUUACUUGGACAGAGAUGAGGUCUCUCCCCAGGGAGCACAAGGGAGAAUACUCCACCUGGAUCCAGUAGAACACUCGUACUUGCUGGUUGAGGAUGAGCAGCUGGUUCUGAAAGCAUUUCGCCUGUUUCACCGCAUUCCUUCCUUUGGCUUUGUGGUGGAAGAGAAGCCCCGGACCGGUAAACUCGAUGUACAGAAACUGAAAGACCUUGGAGUUCAACCAGGUCCUUUAUAUGGGAAACUGAAAAACGGAACUGCAGUUGUUCUAGAAAAUGGAGUAACGAUUUCUCCUUCUGACGUCUUGGAAGACCCUAUUCCUGGAAGAAAAAUUUGCAUUUUGGGGGAUUGUUCAGGGGUGGUUGGAGAUGCAGCCGUGAAGCUCUGCUGUGAAGCAGAUGUACUGAUCCAUGAAGCCACGCUGGACGAUACCCAAGAGGAAAAGGCCAGAGAGCAUGGCCAUAGCACUCCAAAAAUGGCGUCGGAUUUCGCGAAACUGUGUAAAGUCAAGAAACUGGUUCUGACUCACUUCAGCCAGCGAUACAAACCCGCCGCUCAGAGAGGCGAGGGAGAUACGGACAUCACUGAACUGAGGAGACAGGCAGAGUCAGUGUUAGACGGUCAAGAAGUAACACUAGCUGAGGAUUUUAUGACAAUAGACAUUCCGAUGAAGAAGAAAAAGCAGCGGUGUUAG
Leptosomus discolor (cuckoo roller) is the source of this 1044-nucleotide messenger RNA. The record is from RefSeq and is a predicted model, not a curated record. Lineage: Eukaryota; Metazoa; Chordata; Aves; Leptosomiformes; Leptosomidae.